Ipomoea nil (Japanese morning glory) is the source of this 1863-nucleotide messenger RNA. RefSeq names its product putative disease resistance RPP13-like protein 3. Lineage: Eukaryota; Viridiplantae; Streptophyta; Magnoliopsida; Solanales; Convolvulaceae. Gene Ontology annotation, molecular function: ADP binding. Gene Ontology annotation, biological process: defense response to other organism. The transcript has 3 exons. The record is from RefSeq and is a predicted model, not a curated record. Bases 241 to 1863 code for a protein of 540 amino acids.
UAGUGUUGCCGACAACCGGAAGUGGGUAGCAGCUAAUUAAGUCUAUAAAAAAAGUGUUCUGUCGUCUUCCAAUUAUUGCACUUCCACUGACCAAAGCUACACAGCAAUAUAAUUGCUACUCCGUACUUCAUAUUAUCGCUUCUGCUGAUUAAGCUUCAAUUCUUCACCCAGACAUUACAUUACUAUACACACUACAUACAUACAUACAUACAUACAUACUAAGUGAUUGAGAAUUGAAGAAUGGCUUGUGUUGCUGUUAAUUCUCUUGUGAGGACGAUUGAGCUUGAGUUCUUGCAACCUCUGCCACGCCCAAUCGUACGACGAAAGCAACUCAUCCCUACCAAUGAAAAGUUGAUCCAAAAUCUCCACCAGAAACUUGGUGAUCUGAUAGAGCUGUUCGAUGAGAACCGGAUGGAUGGUAUCCAAGCUAUUAAACACUUGGAAACUAAGCUCAGAGAUGUGGCUUUCAGAGUAGAAGAUGAAAUUGAAUUCCAAAUCGUACAUCUUUAUGAGGAAGAAAACGAAGACUUGGGAAUUGCAGAUCUUUUUGGGGAGAAACCACAAGGGUAUUCGUUCAAACUUGGUUGUAUUUUGGAAGAAGCAAUAAGAGACAUUGAUGCCAUCCACAAAGAGUUGUCCAAAGUGAAGAUGGAGUGUGUUGCAGCCGCCUUGCAAGGAAUUGGAAGGAAAACAACUAGUGAUGGAGGAGUUGAUGUCAUGAUGAUGGCAGGGGAUUCCUCCCAGCCCCUGCACGGCAGCAUAAAUAUGGUGGGGAAAAACAAUGAGUUCCACACUGUAAAGGCGAUGCUAAUUCAGCACUCAUCCAGGCAACGAGAAAUUGUCUCCAUUCAAGGUAUGGGAGGUAUCGGUAAGACAACUUUAGCCAGACAAGUUUAUGAAGAUUCAUCAAUUGCCUUCCACUUUGACAAGCGAGCUUGGGUUGUUGCAUCACAGUAUCAUAAUAAGUUACAAAUGCUCACAGAUCUUCUUAAAUCAAUGGGGGUUGUAGUGGAUAGCAGCACUCAAGAGGAUCAGCUAGCUGAACAACUAUACCAAAAUCUGUUGCAUCAAAGAUACUUUGUUGUGAUAGAUGACGUUUGGAGCGUUGAUGCUUGGGAUUCUAUCAAAGCUUGCUUUUCAGAUAAUGCAAAUGGCAGUCGAGUAUUGUUGACUACUCGCUUUGCAAAGGUGGCUACUAGUAUCGGCUCUAAUAAUGACUUUUCUCAUCAAGCACAACUGUUAGAUCAAACUGAGAGUUGGAAUUUAUUCCGUGAAAAGGCAAACAAAUCUCUGGGUUUUGAAUUCGAUAUGAUUGGGAGACAGAUUGUUGAGAAAUGCAAAGGAUUGCCUUUGGCAAUUGUUGUUGCUGCAGGUUUAUUUUCCAAACUUCAUACGCUAGAUGAGUGGAAGAAUGUCGUAGAAGCUCUAAAUUCAUCUGCAACAACAACAACAAUUGAUGAAGAAUGCUCAAGGAUACUCUCAUCCAGUUACAAUCACUUGCCUCAUAGUUUGAAGGCUUGUUUUUUAUAUUUGAGCAUAUUUCCAGAAGAUAGGGAGAUUCAUGUUAAAGAAAUUGUAAAAUUAUGGGUUGCCGAAGGACUUGUAAAGGCAUCCAAGGAUAUGAGCUUUGAAGCGGUGGCUAGAAGGCAUAUUCAAGAACUCAAGGAUAGGAACCUAAUUCUGGUAAGUCGGCCAAGUAAAUGGGGAAAAAGAAUAAAGACAUUUAAAAUGCAUGAUUUAUUGCAUUCUUUUUGUGUAAGGGAAGCUACAAAGGAUAACCUUCUGUUUGUUGUCUAUGAAAGUGGGUCCAAUUUCCCUAAGAAAGAUUUUCGAUGGUUGGAAUCUUCAAACACUUUCAGUUGA